AAUCUAUUUCAGGUUGUUCUUGUCCAUGCUUAGUUGAAAAUACGAACCUGCCAGACCAUGCCCAGGGCGCUGCAACCUCGUUGUGCGACCGAGAAUCCCAGAGAAUUACUGUGUCAAUCGUCACACAUGAAGAAGCUUCAUAUAACCGGCAAUAUCACCCGCAAGGACGAUAUGGGGACAUUCGAUUAUACAACGCAAUGGAACGCGAUGCGACUCGACGAGCCACGAUCAAGUAGCUUGAAAAUCUCAUAGUACCUAUGAAUCACGCAAGUUCUUAUUUCACCCAGCUUAUUUUCCUAUCAGUAUCGAUUCCGCCGAGAAUUCGGAAACAGGUGAGUACGCUCCCUGACGUUCGUCUUCUCCGCCCUGAUCAAUCAGGGAGACAGAGCGGGUAUGUCGCUCCAUGCAUUCUAAUGUGUGAAGAAACAGAGAUGAUCGUCGAUGCAGAAAUGCCGAGAAUAAUUUUCCACAGCUCCAGGGCUUGGCCAGUCUCAAAAACAUCCGUUCAAUACAUUCACCUGAGGUAUAAGAAUGGUUUGGCUUUGACUUGAAAGCCUCACCGCUCUCGACCUCCAUCGCAGCAGCGUCCUCUUGUCUCACAGCCGAACCAACUGAACCAAUCGUCUUCCCCUCUUCAAGUCAUUUACGAUGUUGUUCACCAAGGUUCUCUACCCGCUUCUCGCUGUCGUCGGCAUCGCGUCCAUCGCGUUCGCUAGUCCCAUCGCUGAACCAGCUCCGGCUGAGAUCGAGUCCAGGCAGACUGCCAGUGCUUUAAGCGCUCUGCAAAGCCUCCAGUCCGCUGUUGCUCCCAUCGUGACUCAACUGAACCAGGCGGCCGCCACUGGGCAAGACCCCACCCCGCUCUUGAACGAGUUGCGGACUGUCUUUACGAGCUCUACGAGCGACAUAAAGAAGAUCCCCCGGAAAAGCGUGGCCAAGGCUGAUGUUACCGCGGUCGUUAGCAUUUCCCUCAACAUCUUCUUGGACAUCAUCCUCGUCUUGGGCAAAUUCUCCAUCAUAAAUGUCAUUCUUUCUGCCAACAUCGACGUCUUCUUGAAUGCGUUCCUCUCCGCUUUGGAUGUCGCUUCUCCGGGCGUUGCGGCCCAAAUCGGCAAAGGCAUCCCGAGCUCUCAUUUCGGUCUUCUUGUGGUUCUGAGGCUCGUUGCUGUCAUCAAUAUCCUUGGCUUGGGUGGUUUAUUGGGUGGUCUGCUCGGUAUUAUCGGGUUGUGAACGUCUGAACGUUUGCCAGGCUAGAACAGUAGUCUCGAUGGUCGGGCUUCUUGCCCACGGGUUCGGACGGAAUCGUUAUAUACGCUUAUGUCUUUCUCGCUCGUAAAUGGAUCGGAAUGGAUUGAUCUUUUUACAUGCCACAAGUACAGUAUGGAGUUGUGGUUUCGACCAUCUGUUUGGUUGACCAUUUACUGAAUGUUGCUUCAUAAGGAGAGCUAAGUGCAUUCACUGGCAGAGAAGAGAUCCCGACGGCAUCGCACUGAAGGUACUUUGGUUUCCUAGAACGAUAAUCGUUACAGAAAGAGACCGGACGUCUGUGGGAAUGACCGAAACUGCCGGUAAACAUCG
Molecule: messenger RNA, 1578 nt
Organism: Somion occarium
Lineage: Eukaryota; Fungi; Basidiomycota; Agaricomycetes; Polyporales; Cerrenaceae
Source: the annotation of a GenBank genome assembly